GCGGGAGUGGGGGGGCACUCCCGGGGGCGGCGGUUGCCCGGAUGGGCCGUUAGUCGGAGCCUAGCCGCGGAGUGAGCGAGGGAGACGGGAGGAGCCGAACCCGGCGCCAUCCGCCGCCAUCCGCCCCCGCCCCACCGCCAUCCCGCCCCGGGGAGCCGCUAAACCCGGGCCCCAGACCCCCGCGCACCCGGCCAGGCUCCGGCACGUUUCGGGGGAGGUGCCUGCAGGACCCAACGUACUCAAUGAGCUUCCAGCGCAAUGUCCGAUCGCUCGGGGCCGACUGCCAAGGGGAAGGAUGGAAAGAAGUAUUCCUCGCUCAACCUGUUUGAUACGUAUAAGGGCAAGUCCUUAGAGAUCCAGAAACCCACUGUUGCCCCUCGCCAUGGCCUACAGAGUCUCGGGAAAGUUGCCAUUGCCCGGCGUAUGCCACCCCCAGCCAACCUUCCAAGCCUGAAAGCCGAGAACAAAGGCAAUGACCCCAAUGUCUCACUAGUCCCGAAAGACGGAACAGGAUGGGCAAGCAAGCAGGAGCAGUCCGACCCCAAGAGUUCCGAUGCCUCAACUGCUCAGCCGCCGGAAUCGCAGCCACUGCCGGCUUCACAGACGCCUGCCUCCAACCAACCGAAACGACCGCCGACAGCCCCCGAGAACACUCCUUCGGUUCCAAGCGGGGUAAAGUCCUGGGCACAGGCCAGCGUCACGCAUGGAGCACACGGAGAUGGUGGAAGGGCAUCAAGCCUACUGUCGCGAUUCUCUCGAGAGGAAUUUCCGACCCUGCAGGCGGCUGGCGACCAGGACAAGGCUGCCAAGGAAAGGGAGUCUGCCGAACAGUCGUCUGGGCCCGGACCAAGCCUCCGCCCCCAGAAUUCUACAACUUGGAGGGACGGAGGUGGGCGUGGCCCUGAUGAGCUGGAGGGCCCUGACUCCAAACUUCAUCAUGGUCAUGAUCCCCGAGGGCCACUGCAGCCUUCGGGCCCACCCCAGUUCCCUCCCUACCGCGGAAUGAUGCCGCCUUUCAUGUAUCCCCCAUACCUCCCGUUCCCUCCGCCCUAUGGACCCCAGGGGCCUUACAGAUACCCCACUCCUGAUGGGCCGAGCCGUUUCCCCCGUGUGGCAGGUCCUCGAGGCUCAGGGCCACCAAUGCGCCUUGUAGAGCCUGUGGGUCGGCCAUCUAUUCUCAAGGAGGAUAAUCUCAAAGAGUUCGACCAGUUGGACCAGGAGAAUGAUGACGGCUGGGCAGGGGCCCAUGAGGAGGUCGACUACUCUGAAAAGCUCAAGUUCAGCGAUGAGGAAGACGGGCGAGAUUCCGAUGAGGAGGGAGCUGAGGGCCGCAAGGACUCCCAACCAGCUGCUGGUGAGGAACGGCCCCCUGAAGCAGAUGGCAAAAAGGGCACCUCUCCUGGCAGCGAAAUGCCCCCUCCCAAGACGGCCUGGGCAGAGACCUCUCGGCCUCCAGACACAGAGUCGGGGCCUCCUGCCCCAAAGCCUCCCCCACCCCCACCUCACCGGGGCCCCGCCGGGAACUGGGGCCCGCCUGGGGACUACCCAGAUCGCGGGGGUCCACCCUGCAAGCCCCCUGCACCAGAGGACGAGGAUGAGGCCUGGCGCCAGCGGCGAAAGCAGUCUUCAUCUGAGAUCUCCCUAGCCGUGGAGCGGGCCCGGAGACGGCGCGAGGAGGAGGAGCGGCGCAUGCAGGAGGAGCGCCGGGCCGCCUGUGCCGAGAAACUCAAGCGUCUGGAUGAAAAGUUUGGGGCCCCUGACAAGCGGCUCAAAGCAGAGCCUGCUGCCCCACCUGCUGCUGCCCCUCCUACACCGCCUGCAGUCCCCAAGGAGCUCCCAGCACCGCAGGCACCAGUCCCUGUACCAGCCCCGACGCCAGAGAAAGAACCUGAGGAGCCAGCGCAGGGCCCUCCUCCUGCCCAGCCCACUCCCAGCCCAGGUGUGGCUCCCGCUCCCGCUCCGGCGAGCGGUGGUAGCACUACCAGUAGCACCAGCAGUGGCAGCUGCGAAGCCAGCCCAGUGCAACCCCAGCUGCCGUCAAAAGAAGGACCUGAACUGCCAGAAGAGGUUCCUCCACCUUCUACACCUCCAACCCCAAAAGUGGAACCUAAGAGUGAUGGGGUUGGCCCUCCCCGGCAGCCCCCAAGCCAGGGGCUAGGCUACCCCAAAUAUCAGAAGUCGUUGCCGCCUCGUUUCCAGCGACAGCAGCAGGAGCAGCUCCUGAAGCAGCAGCAGCAGCAGCAGUGGCAACAGCAUCAACAGGGCUCUGCUCCUCCUGCCCCAGUGCCCCCGUCGCCACCACAGCCGGUGACCCUGGGGGCUGUGCCAGCCCCACAGGCUGCGCCACCUCCGCCCAAGGCCCUGUACCCUGGUGCUCUGGGCCGGCCCCCACCCAUGACUCCGAUGAACUUUGAUCCCCGUUGGAUGAUGAUUCCGCCUUACGUGGACCCCCGGCUGCUCCAGGGCCGGCCUCCUCUGGACUUCUACCCUCCUGGUGUGCACCCCUCUGGCCUAGUUCCCCGGGAGCGCUCAGACAGUGGGGGCUCCAGCUCAGAGCCAUUUGAGCGCCACGCACCCCCUCUCCUACGGGAACGAGGAACUCCACCGGUGGAUCCAAAGUUGGCCUGGGUGGGGGAUGUGUUCGCCACCCCACCCACAGACCCGCGCCCACUCACCUCGCCGCUGCGCCAGACGGCGGACGAAGACGACAAGGGGCUGCGGAGUGAGACCCCUCCAGUGCCUGCCCCGCCGCCUUACCUGGCCAGUUAUCCCGGCUUUGCAGAGAACGGAACCCCUGGGCCUCCCCUGUCACGAUUCCCUCUGGAGGAGCCAGCUCCCCCCGGACCCCGUCCACUCCCCUGGCCCCCUGGCAAUGAAGAGGCUGCCAAGAUACAAGGUCCACCACCCAAGAAGGAGCCCCCCAAGGAGGAGCCUGCACCGCCGCCAUUGCCAGAAGCAGGCCGCAAGCCCACCCGUGGCGUUGGGGGCCAGGGCCCUCCACCACCACGCAGAGAAAGCCGCACUGAGACGCGCUGGGGCCCCCGCCCGGGGAGCAGUCGCCGUGGGAUCCCCCCUGAGGAGCCAGGCGCCCCUCCCCGCCGAGCCGGGCCUAUCAAAAAGCUGCCACCACCCGCAAAAGUUGAAGAACCACCUCCUAAACCCCUGGAGCAAGGGGAUGAGACCCCCAAAGCCCCAAAGCCAGAUCCACUGAAGAUGGCCAAAGGGAAGAUGGGGCCCAAGGAGACCCCACCCGGUGGGAACCUGUCUCCUGCACCGCGGCUUCGGAGGGACUACUCCUACGAAAGAGUGGGUCCCACCUCUUGCCGAGGUCGGGGCCGAGGAGAGUAUUUUGCCAGAGGAAGGGGUUUUCGGGGGACCUAUGGGGGGCGGGGGCGGGGAGCCCGAAGCCGCGAGUUCCGCAGUUACCGGGAGUUCCGUGGGGAUGAUGGGCGUGGAGCGGGGACAGGGGGACCGAGCCACCCCUCUGCUCCCCGAGGCCGCACUGCCAGUGAGACCCGAAGCGAGGGUUCAGAGUAUGAGGAAAUCCCCAAGCGGCGUCGGCAGCGAGGCUCGGAAACGGGCAGCGAGACACAUGAGAGUGACCUGGCCCCUUCAGACAAGGAGGCGCCCCCACCCAAGGAGGGUGCGCUCGCCCCGGUCCCCCUUGGCCCACCCCUUCUGAGCGUACCCCCAUCACCAGCCCCGGCCCGCUUCCCUGCUGCCCGGGGUGGCCGGGUCUUCACCCCAAGAGGGGUGCCAUCACGUCGGGGCCGGGGAGGCGGGCGCCCCCCUCCUGCCUGUCCAGGCUGGAGCCCUCCAGGCAAGUCCCUGGUUCCAAAGAAACCUGCAUCGGGCCCUCUCCCCCUGAGUAAGGAGCCCACGAAGGAGAAGCUGAUCCCGGGGCCUCUGUCUCCUGUGGCCCGCGGAGGUGGCAGCUUGGGCACCGUCGAAGAUGGGGAGCGACCACGCCGGCGGCGGCACGGCCGGGCUCAGCAGCAGGACAAACCACCUCGGUUCCGGAGGCUGAAGCAGGAGCGGGAGAGUGCUGCCCGGGGGGCUGAGGGCAAGCCCUCCCCGCUGGCUCUUCCAGCCUCUGCUCCUGGACCCGAGGAGCCUUCGGCCACGGUCCCAGGGGCCGCGCUGCCUCGCCGGGCAGCUGCCAAGUCUCCCGAUCUGUCGAACCAGAACUCUGAUCAAGCCAACGAGGAGUGGGAGACUGCGUCGGAAAGCAGUGACUUCGCCAGUGAGCGCCGGGGUGACAAGGAGGCGCCCCCGCCAGCGCUUCUGACCUCGAAGGCUGUGGGGGCCCCUGCGGGCGGUGCAGGUGCUGCGGGGCCGGGCCUCUCUGCAGUGUCCCGCGGAGACCUGAGCCAGCGAGCCAAGGACCUGAGCAAGCGGAGCUUCUCCAGUCAGAGGCCUGGCAUGGACCGGCAGAACCGGCGCCCGGGCCCCAGCAGCAAGGCUGGUGGCGGCAGUGGUGGCAGUGGUGGAGGUCCUGGGGCAAGGACGGGACCAGGAAGAGGGGACAAGAGGAGCUGGCCCUCGCCCAAGAACCGGAGCCGCCCUCCAGAGGAGCGUCCCCCAGGGCUCCCUCUGCCUCCCCCGCCCCCCAGCAGCUCUGCUGUCUUUCGUCUGGACCAAGUUAUCCACAGCAACCCCGCUGGCAUCCAACAGGCUCUGGCCCAGCUGAGCAGCCGCCAGGGGAGCAUUGCAGCACCAGGGGGCCACCCGAGGCCCAAGCCUGGGCCGCCUCAGGCCGCUCAGGGCUCAGCCCCUCGGCUCCCGACCCAAUUUGACCCCCCGAGACCCCCCGGGGACAGCAGCUCAGAGCCCCACUUGGAGGAGGCAGGGCCAGUGGCAAGGGAGGCAGGCAGGGUGCCUCCAGACUCCGCCCCGGCGAAUCCCUUUCCUCACAAAUGGCGGGAGCGGCCGCCUCAGAAACCGGAGCUGCUGCAGGAGGAGCCUCUGCCUGCUUCUCAUAGUUCUGUGUUCUUGGGCUCCAAGCCUGAGGCCCCAGGCCCUCAGGGAGACUCCAGAGAUGCGAGUACCGAGGCCCUGACACCCCACCUCUGGGACCGGUUACACACUGCCACCAGCCGGAAGAACUACCGGCCUGGCUCUGUGGAGCCCUGGAUGGAGCCUCUGAGUCCCUUUGAGGACGUGGCUGGCACAGAGAUGAGUCAGUCUGACAGUGGGGUGGACCUGAGUGGGGAUUCUCAGGUGUCAUCAGGUCCCUGCAGCCAGCGAAGUUCCCCUGACGGAGGACUCAAGGGGCCAGCGGAGGGACCCCCCAAGCGGUCUGGAGGCCCCUCGCCCCUGAGUGCCGUUCCUGGUGAGGGUCCACCUGGCUCUGAACCCUCGGAACCUCCUAGGAGACGGGCGCCCACCCCCCACGAUGCGGAUAGAAAGGAGCUGCCCCGGGAGCAGCCUCUGCCCCCCGGCCCCAUAGGCACAGAACGAUCACAGCGGGCAGACAGAGGGCCAGAGCCAGGACCUCUGCGGCCGGCCCACAGGCCUGGUCCUCCAAUCCAGCUGAGCACAAGCGACAAGGACUCAGACCUGCGCCUGGUGGUGGGAGACAACUUAAAGGCGGAGAAGGAGCUCCCGGCGUCAGCCCCCGAGGCCAUUCCGAUACCUCGGGACUGGGAGCUGCUCCCCGGUGGAUCUGCUGCAGCUGAGCCGCAGGCCAAGAGCGUGGGCUCUGGGCAUUGUGGCCCGGAGCCCAGCUCCUCUGGCCAGCGCCUGUACCCAGAGGUCUUCUACGGCAGCCCUGGGCCUCCCAGUUCUCAGGUCUCUGGGGGAGCCAUGGACUCUCAGUUACACCCCAACAAUGGGAGCUUCCGCCCUGGCACGCCCUCGCUGCACCCUUACAGGUCCCAGCCCCUCUACCUGCCCCCAGGCCCGGCUCCCCCCUCGGCACUGCUCUCCGGGGUCGCUCUCAAGGGCCAGUUUCUGGAUUUCUCAGCGCUGCAAGCAACAGAGCUGGGGAAGUUGCCAGCCGGAGUUCUGUACCCUCCGCCUUCCUUCCUCUACUCUCCAGCUUUCUGCCCCAGCCCUCUGCCGGACCCACCCUUGCUUCAGGUACGCCAGGACCUACCAUCCCCUUCGGACUUCUACUCUACUGCUUUGCAGCCUGGUGGACAAAGCGGCUUCCUUCCUUCGGGGGCCCCUGCCCAGCAGAUGCUGCUGCCCAUGGUGGACUCUCAGCUGCCCGUGGUGAACUUCGGCGCGCUGCCCCCUGCGCCGGCCCCUGCGCUGCCCCCGCUCUCGCUGCUGCCCGUGGGCCCCGCUCUGCAGCCUCCCAGCCUGGCCGUGCGGCCCCCACCCGCACCUGCAGCUCGGGUGCUGCCUUCACCUGCCAGGCCCUUCCCCCCGAGCUUGGGGCGCACAGAGCUGCACCCAGUGGAACUAAAGCCGUUCCAGGAUUACAGAAAGCUGAGCAGCAACCUUGGGGGAUCUGGGUCAUCACGUACUCCCCCAGCUGGAAGGUCCUUCUCUAGUCUCAGUUCCCGUCUCAAGGCCCCGCCUUCCACCUAUAGCGGCGUGUUCCGCACCCAGCGCAUCGACCUCUACCAGCAGGCCUCCCCGCCAGAUGCCCUGCGCUGGAUCCCGAAGCCUUGGGAGCGGACAGGCCCACCUGCUCGAGAGGGACCUUCCCGAAGGGCAGAGGAGCCUGGGUCCCGAGGGGACAAGGAGCCUGGAUUGCCCCCACCGCGCUGAGGGCAUCCCCUGCCCCCGCCCCUGGGGCUUGUAUAUAGACUAUAAAUAUAUAAGGGGGAGAGGGGCGGGUGGGGAGGGCUUGUGGGGCUGGAGCCUCGCUUCCCCUCCUCCCCCUUCCCCGUCCCCUGUCCCUGGGGCCGUUUGUUAAAAAAGAGUAAUAAAAUAAUUUAAAAAAAUA
Messenger RNA from Chinchilla lanigera (long-tailed chinchilla), 6898 nucleotides. It is a transcript of the gene Prrc2a, whose product is annotated as proline-rich coiled-coil 2A. The transcript has 31 exons. Lineage: Eukaryota; Metazoa; Chordata; Mammalia; Rodentia; Chinchillidae. Gene Ontology annotation, biological process: cell differentiation. The coding region runs from base 259 to 6720 and encodes 2153 amino acids. The record is from RefSeq and is a predicted model, not a curated record.